GUUUGACUAAAGUCCAAUCAGCGACCUACUACCAGCCCACGGUGGUGACCACAUACCAGCCGAGGGAGCCAGAAGAUUCGCACCUGAAGGACAAGUUCAACUCUAGGAAGAUUCAGGCCAAAGUCCGGUUCAUGAGGGAGCUGAGGGCCAGGAGGGGCAGAGAAAGCAGGAGGAAAAGAAGGACUUGGAAGGAAGCCGGUCAUGGUGACGCACGCCUGUAAUCCCAGCAGCUCAGGAGGCUGAGGCAGGAGGAUCGUGAGUUCAAAGCCAGCUUCAGCAACAGCGAGGUGCUAAGCAACUCAGUGAGACCCUGUCUCUAAAUAAAACACAAAAUAGGGCUGGGGUUCUGGCUCAGUGGUCAAGUGCCCCUGAGUUCAAUCCUCAGUUACCCCCUUCCCCAAAAAGAAGGACUAUAAAAUAGAGCAAAGGUUGUGCCCGGGUGGAGGCCCAGAGACCGCGAUCAGUACUGUUCACUGAGCGCACCUGGGCCCUGCCAUUAAGUGACUUGACUGUGAAUUUAUCUUCUUUCUUUCUUUCUUCUUUUUUUUUGGGGGGGGAGGGGUAAUUGGGGAUUGAAUCCAGGGAUGAUUUGCCACUGAGCUGCUACAUCCCCAGCCCUUUUUUUAAAAAUUGAUUUUGUUUUUUUUAGAUAUACGACAGUGGAAUGCAUUACAAUUCUUAUUACACAUAUAGAGCACAAUUUUUCAUAUCUUUUAUAUAAAGUAUGUUCACGCCAAUUCAUGUCUUUAUACAUGUACUGUUUGUUUUUUUUGCAUUACAAUUCUUAUUACACUUAUAUACCACACUUUUUCUUAUCUCUGUUUGUAUAUAAAGUAUGUUGACACCCAAUUCGUGUCUUUAUACAUGUACUUUGUAUAAUUUUUUAUUUUGAGACAGCUCUCACUAAAUUGCUUGGAGCCUCACUAAGUUGCUGAGGCUGGACUCAAACUUGGAAUCCUUCUGCCUCAGCCUCCCUUAGGGUGCUGGGAUUACAGGCGUGAGCCACCACACCUGGCUUCCUUUAUGUUUCAUAGCAGCUCUCUGAAGCAAGUCUUAGUUUCUGGCAGCUUUAGAAUGAGUAUAACCACGUUUUGGAAAGUUAAUUAACAUGUCUAAAUUCCCUGAGAUGGUAAGUGGCAGAGAUUCGAACCAAGGUGUGUCUCGGCCUAAUAUCUAAGCCAUAGUCACUGGUUUAGCCACUUCUUGCAGUUUUAAGCCCACUCAGUCCUUACCUUAGUGUAGUGAAAAGACCCUCUGUUUCCAAUGCCAGAAGCAGCAUUUCUUGGCUGUGUGACAUUGAGCAAAUCACUUAACCUCUCUGAGCCUCACUGAGCCUUCACUUACCAGCAAAAUAGAAUUAAUAAACAGGGAUGCUGAAGGUUGAACUGAUACUAUGUGCCACCUGCAGACAGGGCUCAGUGCAGAGAGGCAUGCGAUGAUUGCUACUGAUGCUGUUAUUACUAUGGAUUUUAUGUGCCCAAGGUUGGCUGUGACCUCGGCAAGUCACUAACCUCCCUAGCCCUCGUCGUUUUCACAGGUGUGUUGCUUGAGGCCGGGGAUAGUCCUUAUCGUCAUCCAUUCUGCCCCUCCUUCCCCCGCAGACCUGGCCCAUCACCUGGGGCGUUUAUCCCUGUUAUUUCUAGAUUUCAUUGAUUUAAAAAGCCAUGGAUAGUAAGUGCACCUUUAUUUUAUUUAGUCACUAAUGAAAUCUGUCAAUGAGAGGGUGACAUGCCACCAACUGUAAGACGCAUGCCCCCUUCAGAGGUGUGACUAUGGGGAAAUGUGCAUUUCCGGACGGACGAAAGGGAACCCGGCCCGGGACUUGCAGGCGCUGGGCAGGCGGACAAUGGGGACCUGGGAACCGCCGUCCUGCUCGGCGCACCGACCCGGGGAGGCCACAGGGGGCGGCCGAUGGCGGCAGGCAGCGGUCCCCAGGUCCCUGGGCUCCGGCGUAGCGCCGCUCCCUUGCCGGCCCCCUCCCGCAGUCGAUGGUCAGGAACCAGCGGACCUCGCUCCUGGAGAUGCGCCAGCACAAGUUCUUCCUCGGCAAGCUGUGCGACAAGCUGGUGAGAGCCAUCCAGGACACCGAGGACAGCACGGCCUUGCGCGUGCGGGCGAUGCUGCAGCAGCAGGACACCCUGACGAACAUCAUCGACAUCCUGGAGUACUCCAACAAGAAGAGGAUACAGCAAUUGCAGUCUGAGCUCCAGGAGUGGGAAGAUAAGGAGGAAAGCAAGAUAAACUGCCUGGAGCUGCAGGUGGAGCAGCUGAAUGCCAAAGUCGAGAAGACCCAAGAGGAGGUGAACUUCCUGAGCACGUACAUGGACCAUGAGUACCCGGUCAGGUCUGUCCAGAUCGCCAACCUUGCGCGCCAGCUUCAGCAGGCCAAAGACGACCAGCAGGAUGAGCUGGAUAACCUUGCUGAGAUGCGCAGAAUGGCCCUGGAGUUGCUGUCCACCAAGAUUUGGAAGAAGAAGGAAAAAAUCCUGAGGUCUCUGGCGAUGAGAACCCUGCAACCCCACGAGGAGGCCCUUCUGCAGAAGACCCAGGACAGCCAGUAUAGGCAGAGGUGCAGAGGGACGGUCACGGAGAUGCACCCCAGACAUGGACGUGGUCCUCAACCUUCCAGAAGAAGAGCUCCUCUUCUAGAGGAUGCCGCGGCUGCCCUCCCCCUCCCUUCCCAGCACCUGGAGCCUGGAUGGGUUCACUUCCAGCCUGAGUCUCCGUUCAGACCCUGCUCUGAGUCCCUCCUCCCCCUCCUCCCUUCCUUUCCUGUAUACAAUGAUUUCUUUCCCUUCUCUUUCUCUCCCUUUUCUGCAGUGGCCCUGCCCCCCAGGCCAGCUGGGGAUUCCCAGUUAAAAAUUUCCAUUCCUUUCUACCAAUAAAGUCGGGUCUGAAUUGC
This is a messenger RNA of Marmota monax (woodchuck), 2902 nucleotides long. RefSeq names its product chromosome unknown C20orf96 homolog (gene CUNH20orf96). The coding region runs from base 1989 to 2885 and encodes 298 amino acids. NCBI's taxonomy places the organism in Eukaryota, Metazoa, Chordata, Mammalia, Rodentia, Sciuridae. The transcript is spliced from 8 exons. The record is from RefSeq and is a predicted model, not a curated record.